GUGAAAGAGUGGCUCAUAGUAGCCCGGGAUUUUGUACUACGCAAUCCUGUAUCGGCGAUUCCUUAGCUUGUAAACCGUUGCCGAACAACACCCACACCUGUGUCUGUACGCAUGAUUCUCAACCACCGUUUGCAGAUGGAUCAUGUCCCAGGAUAAUCAUAUCUUCAAGAGGAGAAUUUGACGAAAGCUCCGGCAGGAUUCCUGUUCAACCUCUGGCACCAAAACACGAAAAUCACAUUUUGCUGACAACUACAUUGAAGUCAACGUCACCUCCUGCAAAAGAAAAUUCGGCAGCAGCAACUUUAAACUACUCCCAUAUGAAUACCUACAUAGUUCCUUCCGUCUCUAUUGUAUGUAUCAGCUUGGUUAUUCUUGUCCCUCUCAUAUUGUUUCUCAGGAGAAAAAUUCGCCGACCGGAAGCUGCGGCAUCACCUAUAAAUCUCAAACAAGGGUUUCUAGUAGCUGAACGAUACGCUCCAAAUCCACAGUAUUCAGCCUGUUCUGCAUCAGGAGUGCCCAUUUUGAAGAAGGAAACGUUGUCUUUCUUAAAGGAAGUUGGGGAAGGUUGUUUUGGAAAAGUUUUCAAAGGAGAGCUUCUUGCCGAUGAUAGUGAUCAGGUGCGAGUGGUGGCAAUAAAAGUUUUAAAAGAUACAGCCAACAAAGAAGCCGAGGAAGAUUUUCUUCGGGAAGUCGAAAUAAUGAGCGCUUUCAGGCAUCCCAAUAUUCUUUCUUUGCUCGGAGUAGUCCUCAAAGACGAAAAUGUGAAUCCCAUGAUGGUGUUCGAGUUCAUGCCUCACGGUGAUUUGGCAGAGCUGUUACGUUUCCAAAGAAGAACUUUCAGCUGUGAGAAGGAGGCUCCUCAAUUGACGAAGAAGGAUCUCCUCUCAAUAGCCCUUCAAAUCGCGAGGGGAAUGAAAUACCUAGCUUCGCAGAGAUUCGUCCACAGAGAUCUGGCUUGCAGAAAUUGUCUAGUAGCGGAAGGACCGGUAGUCAAAAUAGCCGACUUUGGAAUGAGCAGAGAUGUCUAUACUUGUGACUACUACAAGAUCGGCGGAUCCCGCCUCCUACCAGUACGCUGGAUGUCCCCUGAAAGCGUGGUCUACGGAAGAUUCACUCUGGAAUCCGACAUAUGGUCUUUCGGCGUGGUCCUCUGGGAGAUCUACAGCUUCGGAAAGCAACCCUAUUAUGGCCACACCAACGAGGAAGUGGUGAAACUCGUCCUCGACGGUAUCAUGCUCAUCCCUCCAGAAGACUGUCCCACGCUGAUUUGCGACUUGAUGAAGAACUGCUGGAAAUCGGAACCAAGGCAUCGAAUAGUAUUUCCGACCAUAUGCGAUCGACUGGAAGCGGCCUACGAAAACGAAAAGAAACUCGCCGAAUUUUCCUACGAAACUGAAACCAAGAUGAAACCUGGAGGUAACAAGAGCUUGCCUAGGCCGCCUCCUCUACCGGUGCUAGGUCAGUUUGAUCUGCUCGACACGCAAGGAUAUUUGAUACCCAACGAAAUUAAAGAACCCGCCAAGUAUUUAGAGACGAUAUGCGACUGACAAGAAGGUACGAAACUACAGCUUUUCAAUAUAGAAGGCAGUGGUGCGGGAAGUUUGUGGCGCAGUACGUUAACUGUUGAUUCCCAACUAUGAAUCGGUGUAUAUAAAGUCUAGUUUAAUGUUAUUUUUCCAUAAAUUUCCAAUGGACUGAGCACGAUGGUAGGUUGAAAGGUAUGGGUGGUUGACGGUUAUUGUUCAUGUCAUCUUAGGGGUUCCAAGACCCAGAGUUGACCCAAAAAACUUUUGAGAUAUUUGAGGUGAACUUGAAAGUGUUCUAAAUGUAUUCGAACGAAUAUCAUAUUCAGAAGUGGUGGCUAUUGAUGAAGAAUCAUUGCAAUUCUCGAAAUUGCAAACCUGACCUUACUGAACUCUAAAACUUGGACAAAUAACACUCAAUUAAUGGAAAUAGAUUAUUUUAUAAUGAUUAUUACAAAUAUUGUGAGUGUUGAAAAAGUUCCUCCGAAAAAAUGAUGUUUUUAUUAUUAAUAACAAUACCUGUGAGUUUCAAAAAUUUCAGCUUUCUCGUUCUUGAAUCUCGCUCUUUGAAUGUUUUAGAUCUUAACACGAAUUUACCAUUGUCGUUCGAAAUUCAUAUAAUUAGUGAUGUUUAAAAAAUAACAGAUGCAAAUUCUUCUAAAAAUGUUUAUAUAACUGAAAUAUUAAUUAUAUCAAGUCGGCGCUAUCACAAAAUAUUUCGUGUAAAAAACGUGCGUUCACAAACGAUGCUUCAAAAUUGGCGACAACUGAUGCAUUUAGUCCCAUACAUAUCAUUUUCAACUCUUUUCAUUAAUUCCAUAGUAGAUAUCGAAGAACAUUGUUACUUUUUGCCAUCGAUAUGAAAAAAAUAUUUAUCUAUGAUAAUUACACAAUUUUCCCAAACAUUCUAAUUUCUAGACGCGUUUCGCUAAGAAGUUAGCUUCCUCGGUAGCUUCCUUGCGAGCUACGGUAUAAUGUCUUUGCGAGCAGCUAUUUUUCUAUCCACGAGUUCUGAAAUGAAUAACGGUUGUGUAUAGUACACUUCAGAUGUCACGUAUUCCCUAAAACUUCUAGAUACGUCAUAUCAGGUGAUCUAGUGGGACCUUCUGAGACGUAACGUUUGCCUGUCUAUCGGGUUGGAGAGUUUUCAACUAAUAUUAGGUUUCGGCAAAAUGAAGUGCUUCUUCAUUACGACGAGCUGGUUUGAAAGUGGCUAGAUAUCAGUUAUCCAAACCUGUGGAUAGGUAAACGUGAUCUCUUAGAAUGGCGCUCUGCAUUACCUGAUAUGACACCUUUAGAUUUCUAUCAGAAUCAUUCUCAGGGAGUGAAUGGUGACCAAUUUGAACAUUUACUGGAAUGAACUGCAGUGACUUUAAAGUACAUUUUUCCUUAAAAUCAUAAUAUUUAUUUAUCGUUCGUCCUUAAAACUAGUAUAGAACUGCUAAUUACUCAGGAAGGUCUAAUUUGAUUUUCUAAAAUUUAAAAAAAUGGAUAGAGAAUUGAAAUAUCUAUCAAACGAGUUAUUACAGGAUUUCCUUUCUAUUUAAAAAAAAAAUGUUAGAGCGCAUUGGCGACGAGAGAUACAACACUAUUAUAAAUGUUGUCCAACCUUGAUAUAUUUGAACGAUAUGUUCUAGUAUCCAGUUUGUAAAUAGAAAAAACUUAGAGUGUGGAUGAGAGUGAAAACAAAAAUUGCAUUUAUAAUAUACUUCGUUAUUCUGUGAAAGUUACAUUGGGGAAACAUCGAAAUUAUUUAAAGUGCGCAAAAAUGAACAUCGAGAUCACAUCAGAAAUAAACAAUUGGGUCCAAAUUGUCACAAAACGUUUUGAAAUUCUAUGGUGAUCAUAAGAUGAUCUCCAAUGAAACCAAAUUUCAAUAUAUAAGUUUGUUGUUGGAGUAAAACUAGUGUUGUGACUAGUAGAGGGAGUUGAAAAUUUCGAAAUUCCAUAGUGUUGAUCAUGGCGCUCCAGAUGUGUUCCAUCAACUCCGGAAAAAAUUCCAGUGUGGCAAAUCUCUAUCGAGAAAACAAUAUUGAUAAUGAUUACAAAAAGUUAUCAUCCUUGGCAGAAGUGAUGUUCUGCUCGAUUCGUUAAUCUAAUGAUUACUCAUUCCCGAUGAGUGAUAAAUGGGUCCGAGAUUCAUAUGCCCUGAGCAAUGAGCCAAAGAUGUCAGACUCUUGCAUUUGCUCGGUCAAUCUCAGUUCAUUGAGAACGUUCCAAUUGUGUUUUGAAUUCAAUAAUUUCGAACGGCUCAAUUUUUCAACACCCUUCCUCUGCCACCCUCGAUUUGCGGAAUCAAAAAUAACACACACAUACCAUUAUAAAACUUUAAUUUUUUACCCCCGUUAAUCCAUCGUAUUAGGUACUCCAAACUAAUUAGGGUUGUAUGAUAUUUCAAUGAAAGGCUCAUUGUGACAAAUAAAUUUCCCAAAAACAUCUCACAUCCGUUUUACGAAUGGUACAAUAUGGCGGACACCAACGAAUGAAUCUGACAAAAAAAUUAACCUCUCUCAUACACACACACACUAGUGAGAGUUAUUCUUUUAGUGAUGCUUAAUUUCCAAUAAACAUUACCUGUUUAUAAUAGAGAAUUAUACAUAUCAAAUUCUACUGGAAUUUCAGAAACUAUGUGGAUUAUAAUGCUCCCAAGCGACUCCCAAGAUCUUUGUUGCAGCGACCUCUUACAGCCAUAGGAUAUUUUGAGGUAUCCAUUUAGUGAAUAUACAUGGGUUCUACUUCAAAAUUUAUCAAUUUUUUCACACUGAAAUUUUAGACGUCAAACUGACAAUUAACUAAUCGUUUUUUAACCCUCAGUUAUUCUAGAAAUUCUACAACUUCAAUCUAAGUUGAAAAACCACAGCCCAAACAUAACACAUUUGUGAUCCAACACCAGUCAGAGCUGUUUUGACAUGCCAGGGUCUCAUCUGUGAUGAUAGGCUGAACCACAAAUGCGUUGCUGGACAAAACGAUGGCGAUGACAUCUGCCCUAACGAAAACGCCAUCUGGCGACAACUAAAACUCGUCUGCGGUCGAUGUCGAAGCUUUACAACUGACUGCCUUGGGGAACCCCGUUUAUCUUUGAUAUUUGAGGAUUGAGUUCUCUGUCGAUCCCAUAAAUGGCGACCUCGUAAAUGGAAAUGCCAUCGCCUUCGUUUAAGUUCGAUCCAACUACAGUUUUUGGUGUGGAAGCUAUUUUUCGAGUUUGUUGGAUGUAGUCUGCAGGUUUUUAUAUCUGACGUUUUUUCUACCGCUGCGGUAGACAUCAUCAAAAGCGAUGAGGCAGAUACUACAUCGUUGCAUAAGGUCUCCAGUAUUAUUCCAAUGGUGGUGGACGUGAAUUUGUUCCUACUAGAACCGGAAGGAAGAACGAAUUAACAUAAAUUUCGUUUGGAUACUUGUAUUAAUUUAAUAACCAAUGGGAACGAAGCUAGCCCAACACUAAUGGUAUGAAACGGGAGAUUCGAACUAACGAUGUAGUUGUGAAGAUAAUUAAAGCACAUCAUUCAUCGCCUCAAUAAUGUCUACCUCAGUCGAAGAUGAAACUCCAGGGAUAAAACUUUGCAGUUCACAGUCAACGAAUCCGGAAAAUAGCUUUGACACAGUUACCUCCAGCCGUGAAAGUUUACGCUUCUUGGAUAAUUCCCCUUUUCAAAGUUGUAUGUUCGAUAGUUGAUAUUGAAGUGGAUUCCAAUGUGAUUUCAUCAUAUUUUACCUCAAAUUAAGGUCUACAUUGUGAAUUAUGAAGCUGCACGAACAGGAUGUAAGGAUAUUGAGUUUGCUUUGGACCCUUAACGGAGUAUCGCCCUCAUCUGUCCUUUAUAACCUAUAACCUAUAACUAACUAACUAACCUAUAACUAACUCAGAGCAUGGAUCUACUCGGAAAAGAGGAAUUCAAUACGACAGGGUGUACUUUGAUGACUUCUCCGACUACAAUCAGACCAGUAAAUUCUCUUUGUCAGGAAACUUCGAAGACCUUUAGAAAUUUUCAAUGGAGAAAUAUACAGAGAGAUGAAUUUUGUCACAUUCACUAUCUCAUUAACCUAUAGAAAAUUGAUAAUUAGUGUACUAUGGAAACAGUUCAGUAUUUCAAAACGACAUUGAUUUCUAUAAAAGUAGUAUUUCUACUAUUCAUUCGAUAUGUGGGAAUCUUGGCAACUUCUAUGAAAUUCAGGGAGUUUUGAAUGAAUUCAGGUCAGGGAAAAAAAGUUCUUGAACUAUAUCAAAGGAUAUUUCCUUUUGGCACUCUAAGCACCUUACAAUAUAAAUUAAUGAAUGCUGCAUUA
This is a messenger RNA of Leptinotarsa decemlineata (Colorado potato beetle), 5807 nucleotides long. Its product is annotated as tyrosine-protein kinase transmembrane receptor Ror. Lineage: Eukaryota; Metazoa; Arthropoda; Insecta; Coleoptera; Chrysomelidae. The record is from RefSeq and is a predicted model, not a curated record. Gene Ontology annotation, biological process: multicellular organism development; cellular response to nerve growth factor stimulus; cell surface receptor protein tyrosine kinase signaling pathway. Gene Ontology annotation, cellular component: plasma membrane; axon; signaling receptor complex. Gene Ontology annotation, molecular function: neurotrophin receptor activity; ATP binding; neurotrophin binding.